This is a messenger RNA of Equus quagga, 3856 nucleotides long. RefSeq names its product trichohyalin (gene TCHH). The record is from RefSeq and is a predicted model, not a curated record. Lineage: Eukaryota; Metazoa; Chordata; Mammalia; Perissodactyla; Equidae. Gene Ontology annotation, biological process: intermediate filament organization. Bases 69 to 2789 code for a protein of 906 amino acids. The transcript is spliced from 4 exons. Gene Ontology annotation, molecular function: calcium ion binding; transition metal ion binding.
GUGUCAGCGAGCACUCAACUCCUUCCUCUGGUGAAGUGGGUUUAGUUGGACUUAAAGGAAGGAAAAAAAUGUCUGCACUUCUGAGAAGCAUCUUCGAUAUCACUGAAAUUUUCAAUCAAUAUGCCACACAUGAUUGUGAUGGGGCAGCACUAAGCAAGAAAGACCUGAAGAACCUUCUUGAAAGAGAAUUUGGAGAUGUACUUCGGAGACCACAUGACCCUGAGACGGUAGAUCUGAUCCUGGAACUUCUGGAUCGCGACUGUAACGGGCUUGUCGAUUUCAACGAAUUCCUCCUGUUCAUUUUCAAGGUGGCUCAAGCUUGUUAUUACGCUCUCGGCCAGGCGUCGGGGCUAGAUGAGAAGGGAACCAAGUGUGAGGGGAAGGGGUACCCGUUACAAGAUCGCAGGCAAGAAGACCAAAGGAGAUUCGAGCCCCGGGAGAGAAAACUGGAAGAAGAACGCAGGCAGAAGAGGCAGGAACAGGAGAGGGAGCUCGCUGAGGAAAAAGAGCGGAGGGAGAAGCAAGAGAGACGUGAGCAGCGACUGCAAAGGCGAGAACAGGAAGAGCGUCUUGAGGAGGAAGAGCAGCUGAAGAGGCGCAAGGGUCGGGAGCCUGAAGAGUUUCCUGAUCAAGAGCAAAGGCGAGAGAGGCAGGAGCAGCGGGAGCGACAGCGCCUCGAGGAGGAGCAGCGCGAACGCCAGGAAGAACAGCAGCUGCAAAGGCGGGAGCAGCAGGAGCUGAAGAGGGAGCACCGCGAGGAGGAGCAACAGGAAAGGCGGGAGCGACGAGAGCAGCGCGAGAGGGUGCUGCAGGAGGAGGAGGAGGAGCUGCUGAAACGCGAGAGGCAGGAGCAGAGGGAGCGCCGGGAAGAGGAGCAGCUACGAAAGCGAGAGCUGAAGAGAGAGGAGCCGCGCUUGGAGCAGGAGAGGCGCGAGCAGCAGCUGAGGCGCGAGCAGGAGCUGGCUGAGGAGGAGGUGGAGCAGGAAGAGGCCCGUGAGCAGGGCAAGAGCCGCACCCCGAGGGGGCAGUGGCAACUAGAAAGCGAGGCCGACGCCCGUCAAAGCAAAGUCUACUCCAGGCCCCGCAGGCAGGAGGAGCAGAGGCGCCGCCAGGAGCUGUCGGCCAGGCCCCUGUGGCGGGAGCAGCGGGAGGAGCAGCUAAGGGCAGAGGAGCGCCGGCAGCGGGAACAACUGCUCCGUGAGGAGGAGGAGGAGCAGGAGCAGCGCCGCCAGAGACGCGAGAGGGAGCAGGAACAGCAGUUCCGCGAGGAACGGAGCCUCCAUGAGGAGCAGGAGAGGAAGCGACGCCAGGAGGAGCAGCGCCGCGACCAAAAAUGGAAGUGGCAACUAGAGGAGGAAAGCCAGAGACGCCGGCACACGUUGUACGCCAAGCCAGUUCAACGGGAGCAGCUGAGGGAGGAAGAGCAGCUGCAGCGCGAGGAGGAGCUGCUGCAGAGGGAGAAGAGGCGCCAGGAGCGGGAGAGACAAUAUCUGGAAGAGGAGGAGCAGCUGCAGCGCGAGGAGGAGCAGCUGCAGAGGGAGAAGAGGCGCCAGGAGCGGGAGAGACAAUAUCUGGAAGAGGAGGAGCAGCUGCAGAGGGAGAAGAGGCGCCAACAGCGCGACAGGCAGUAUCUGGAGGAGGAGGAGGAGCUGCAGCGCCUGGACAGGAAGCGGCAAUUCCGUGAUGAGGAUCAGCGCCGAGAUCUGAAAUGGCAGUGGCAACCAGAAAAAGAAAAUGAGGUUCGUAAUAACAGAGUUUACUCCAAACGCAGAGAGAAUGAAGAAAAGAUCCGGCAACUGGAAGAUGCCCAGGUGCGGGAGAGACGAUUCCUUCAGGAUGAACAGGAAGAGGAGAGAGCAAGAGAGCAAGAGAGGAGGAGCUGGCAGCAGCGCGACAGACAAUUCCCAGCCAAAGAACUCCUGGAGCGAGAAGAGCAAAAGGAAGCCAGAAGGCGCGACAGGAAGUUCCGAGAGGAAGAGCAGCUCCUGCAGGAAAGGGAAGAAGAGCAGCUGCGCCGCCAGGAGAUCGAACAACAGCUUCGCCAGGAGCGCGACAGAAAGUUCCGUGAGGAGAAGGAGCUCCUGCAGGAAAAGGAAGAGCAGCUGCGCCGCCAAGAGCGCGACAGAAAGUUGCGUGAGGAGGAACAGCAGCUGUGUCGCCAGGCGCGCGAACAACAGCUUCGCCAGGCGCGCGACAGAAAGUUCCGCGAGGAGGAACAGCGGCUGCGCCGCCAGGAACUAGAUGGAGCCUUCUCCCAGGAGGAACAACUGAGGCGCGCAGAGCAAGAGGAAGAAGAGAGACGCCGGUGGCAGAAGGACAGGAAGUUCCUCGAGGAAGAGCAGAGCCUCCCACAGGAGCGAGAGGAAGAAAAGCGACGGCGCCAGGAGCAGGACAGGAAGUUCCGCGAGGAAGAGCAGCUGCGGCGCGAGGAGCAGGAAGAGCUGAGACGCCGGCAGGAGCGGGAGCAGCAGUUCCGGGCGGAGCCGCAGUUUGCCGGCGAGGAGAAGUGGCGUCGUCAGGAACAAGAACUGCGGCAAGAAGAGCAGAGGCGCCGGCAGGAGCGGGAGAGGAAAUUCCGGCAAGAAGAACAGCUCCGCCGCCAGCAGGAGGAGGAGCAGAGGCGCCGCCAAGAGCGCGAAGCGCAGCAGAGCCGCGGCCAGGUCUGGGAGGCAGACAAGGCUCGUCGGCAGGUUCUGGAGCCCGGCAAGCGUCAGUUUGCCAGCGUCCCGGUGCGCUCCAGCCCCCUCUACGAGUACAUCCAGGAGCAGAGAUCGCAGUACCGCCCUUAGAUGCCGCCGAUACCCCGACACCUGCCAAAGCUGCUAGCAAAGGAAAGUGAGAAACGCUGAGUACCGAAUGCCUCAGAUGUUUCUGGUUGUGGGAAAGCUCUCCGUUAGAAUGUCUUUUUUUCCAAAAUCUUCAACUACACUGAUGUCAUCAUGUACUUUCUAUUCCUGUCUUUUAUUCUUCCUCAAGUAGUUCUUUACUGCAGGAUGUCUUUGCUCUUUGGUGCAGAUGUGGUGUGCAUUUUGAAAAACAUAUAAAUCACUUAAUUUGUUUAAGUAGUUUUGUUUGGGGAACAUGUUGAUUUUUUGCUUUCAAAAGCGACAAGAAUAAUAUGACGAUUUGAGAUUCAAACGAAUUGGGCAUUUUUUUUUCAAUGGUUGAUCCAUCUUGUGGGAGUUGAGAUUUUUUAAUGUUCAAGUUGGUAUUUCUUCUUGGGCCUAAAUGACCUUAAUAUUUACCUCUAAAUAGCCUCUCAUCUUUUGUGGCAUAAUUAUUACAGAUUCUGGAGAGGACCGAAUUUUUACAACAACACUUGAACAGUCCCAGGGGAGUGACUUCUACAGAAAAACUCCCUGUGAAAUCAGCCCAUAACUGGAAGAAAUAUCUGUCAAGAAUAAAGUUUAGCUUGAAGACUUAGAAGCUGAAUCAAGAUUUUUUUUACACUUAUUUCCGUAAACACAAAAUCUCAUGAAGCAAAAGCAAGAUGUUUCUCAAACAACUCCAGAGCUCAAAUUUUAAAACUGUGUCUGCUGUAGUCUGUAGUGCUCAGUUCUCUCCCCCUAAUCUUUGAUGAGUUUGAGAAUAUUGCCUUUGUUAAUUUGAGCUGAGAGGGAACCUGCUCAGGAUCCUGUAAACAUCUAUCUUGCUCUAGGGCCAAUAAGAGAUCACAGAGAGCAUUCUGGGGGAGGGAAGGGAAAAAUCUGUGAACAGCGGGGCAAGUUCCUAGAGGCCCUUUGACAAGACCCAUCAGCCCACAAUCCUUUGAGGCCUAUUGAUACUACCUUGGAGACAUUCUUGUUAAAAUAAUUUGACUGUAUAAAAAAUUAAUAAUAAAUGUUUGGCAAACAAA